Messenger RNA from Pseudopipra pipra, 3914 nucleotides. It is a transcript of the gene CBLL1, whose product is annotated as Cbl proto-oncogene like 1. Gene Ontology annotation, molecular function: ubiquitin protein ligase activity. The record is from RefSeq and is a predicted model, not a curated record. Lineage: Eukaryota; Metazoa; Chordata; Aves; Passeriformes; Pipridae. The transcript is spliced from 6 exons. Gene Ontology annotation, biological process: regulation of cell adhesion; protein ubiquitination. Bases 336 to 1676 code for a protein of 446 amino acids.
AGUGCCCGGGCCCGGCCGCCGGCUGGGGCGCUCCGGAGGUGCCGGAGAGACGCUCGUUUGGCCGCGGCGUUUCCAGGGAUCGGUGCCCACAAUGUGUUUUCUGGUGCCAUAGCUGUGGCCUGAGAGGAAUCCCUCUCGUGUGCUGAAAUUUGAUUUCGUAGCUGUGGCCCUGCGCUGGUGAGCGUGCUGGCGGAGUGCAGUGUCUUGACAAUGAUUUGCAAGGAACAAAUAGUUCAGGAUCAUUGGGUGGUCUUGAUGUCCGUAGAAGAAUCCCUAUAAAGCUUAUUUCAAAACAGACCAAUAAAACCAAACCUGCACCUCGAACUCCAAGAAAUAUGAACAGGAUGCCUUCGAAGACACAAGCUGGUGAUGAAGAAGAAUUUGAUUAUAACAAAGAGGAGCGAUACGAAUGCAAAGGAGGUGAAAUGUUUGGCAAUCAAAGGAGAUUUCCAGGACCCAUCUUUUGGGACUAUAAGAUAAACUUGCUGGGGGAAAAGGAUGAUACACCGGUCCAUUUUUGUGAUAAGUGUGGAUUGCCCAUCAAAAUGUAUGGACGCAUGAUACCCUGCAAGCAUGUUUUCUGCUAUGACUGUGCUAUACUACAUGAGAAAAAGGGAGACAAGAUGUGUCCAGGCUGUAACGAGCCUGUGCAGCGAAUUGAGCAGUGUGUACGAGGGUCUCUCUUCAUGUGUAGCAUUGUUCAAGGGUGCAAGAGAACUUACCUGUCACAGAGGGACUUACAAGCUCACAUCAACCACCGUCACAUGAGAGCUGGAAAGCCUGUUACUCGUCCUCCCAUUGAACCUGUGCAUCCUCCUAUUGCCCCGCCACCUGCCGAAAUUCCCGAGCGUUUCAUAAUGCCACCCGAGAAACAUCACAUGAGCCACAUUCCGCCAAAGCAGCACAUCAUGAUGCCACCACCUCCCUUACAGCAUGUGCCACAUGAGCACUAUAACCAGCCCCACGAAGACAUCCGUGCUCCCCCUGCAGAGAUGUCCAUGGCUCCACCGCCCCCUCGCCCCGUCAGCCAGGACACCUUCCGCAUUUCGACGAGGAAACACAGCAACUUGAUAACUGUCCCUAUUCAGGAUGAUUCGAAUUCAGGUGCUCGAGAACCACCUCCACCAGCCCCUGCACCUGCUCACCAUCAUCCUGAGUAUCAGGGCCAACCAGUGGUAUCGCACCCUCAUCAUAUAAUGCCUCCACAGCAGCACUACGCGCCGCCCCCGCCGCCACCACCACCAAUUAGCCACCCGCUGCAGCACCCUCCCCAGGCAGCAGGUACUCCUCACAUGGUGUAUAGCCAAGCUCCUCCACCACCAAUGACCUCUGCUCCUCCUCCAAUAACCCCACCGCCCGGACAUAUCAUUGCCCAGAUGCCGCCAUACAUGAACCAUCCUCCUCCAGGACCUCCCCCUCCUCAGCACGGAGGCCCACCUGUAAAUGUGAAUGCACCCCCUCCCCAUCACUAUAAUCCUAACUCUUUGCCACAGUUCAGUGAAGAUCAAGGAACUCUGAGUCCCCCUUUCACACAGCCCGGGGGAAUGAGUCCAGGGAUAUGGCCAGCUCCCAGGGGGCCACCUCCACCUCCAAGGAUGCAAGGGCCUCCUGCUCAGGCCCCCCUUCCUGGACCACACCACCCUGAUCAAGCCAGAUACAGACCCUAUUACCAAUGAUACAAGCAAUUAUAUGAAUAGAGAGUGCUAUGAAGAGGAUAAAAUUAUAUACAGCAGCCUUUUAAUUGUUUUGGGGUUAUUUUGUUGUGGUUUUUUUAAAAUACUGUCAUUUUGGCUGUAAGACAUUUUGAGGUUUGAAUCUUAAAUGACUUUUAAGCCUUGGCCGUAGAACUCUGACUUCAAAUAUUCUGUAGUGCUAAAAUAAGUGGCUUAGUAGACCACAGUUGCAUUUUAACAGAACUUCUGUUGCUAGUGUGGCUAAAUUGUCCUAAUUAUUACAAGAUUAUCACUUGUAAUAUUAUUUUCUGGAGAAAAUGAACACGUGUUGUACCAUUCUGAAUAUUGUUUUUGUUAAAUCCAGUGUUUUUGUUAACCUGUGUACAAUAAUUAAAUUGAAAUAUGGUUGUAAACAUGGUGAGUUUUUAUAUGAAGUUAACAUACACAUAGUUCUGGGACACCAUUUCAACACUAAUACUUUCCAAAUGGGUAGCACAGUGAAAUCUUAAGGGAACUUUAAUAUUUCUCCUACUACCUUUCACCAUUACUCAUUCAGGCUAUAGUGAAUUCAUGGCACUAGAAAUCAGACAUGCAGAUUUCUGCAUUUACUGCAUUUCAACUUCUCAAUUUUUUUUUCUUUAAAUUUGUGCAGCAAGAUGAGUCUAUCAAAAAUAUAGCUUUGGGCAUGACACAAAAAGAUGUAUUGUGGGGGUUUUGUUUGCUUUUGUUUGGGUUUUUGGAGUUUGUUUUAAAGCUAGUUUUGAUUCAGAAGGCUCUGCUUACAUGUAAACAUGAGCUGAAAUCAAACUAUUGUAUUUACCUAUGGCUAUGUGUGGAAGUGUUUGUGAAUUGGCUUGCCAUGUCUGUGAGAAGCAGCUCAUUUUGGGUAGGGAAGUGGUGUUUAUCGCUCUCACUUUAUACUGUAUGCAGUAGGAAAACUUCACAUUUGGAUGAUCUGAAAGAAGUGAUCUGAAAUCCUGUGUGAAAUCUUGUAUGCAUGUGAAGGCAAAAAUGGCUCUGCCAGCAUUAUUUUCUUUCAGUAACUAACAAACACAUGAGGAACUUUCAAGAAUCCCCUUCUGUUACUGUUGACUGGGAGGAGGCAGACUUAGGCACAUUUAUGUUACAGCAUAUAACUUCAUCUGGGAGGAAAUCUGCACGUCUGGUUAAUAUCCUUUGACUCUGCAAAGCCAAACUCAGGCCUGACAUACCUGUGUUACAGGGACUCACUGAUGGUUCUGUGUUCAGGGCUCACGUGGUUCCUGAGGGCACUGCAUGGCAGGUGUUUGUGCAGGGCAGUGCAUUCACUCACCAGUGCCCUCUGUUUGGGAAAAUCACACAUUCUGAAAUGACCUCCUACCUGUCCACUGCAGGUGGUGAGGAAAUAAGGCAACUCUUUCCAUCAUGCUGGUUUUUAGAAGUAAGUCAGGUUGCAUACUUCUGUUAUAUAUUAGUCUGCUGUGAAGCAGAUGAAGGCUUCAAACUUAAUAUUUCUGUGUCCAAACCUGUUCUUGGAGUUACUGACAAAGUGCUUUUCUGAAAAUGCUGAGGAAGUUUAAUUGAUUAAGGGAAAACAGCAGCUUUUGCUCCAUCAAAAAGCACAAAAGUUGAAUGUAUGUUGCUGUAGACAAUGUGUGAGAAUUUUUUUCUCUAUUUAAGGCAAAGGUGAUGUAUGUCAUACGGACAAUGACAUACCACCCAAAAAAUCGGUGGGAUCCCUCAAAUUGUGUAGUGACUGUGGACCUAAAAUCUUUGCGAUAGAGGACUUAAUCAAAAAGUCAUCCAAUACAGCCAGGACUUGGACUUGGGUCAAGCGUCUGUAUCUUGCUUAUAAGAGGAAGACCUAAAUAUGUUUUUUAAAUUAUUGAGUCUUAAGCAUACCUAUGUAACCAAGGGCACUGUUGGUGUUUUCAUAUUUACAAAUUUUAAAGAUGCCUCCAUUGGUUGAAAACUUGUGUUAACUGUCUUUUUAAUUUUUUUUAUGGGUUUGGGCUGUGUUUUAGUGUGGUUUUUUUCUUGGUUAGUUGGUUGGGGUUUUUUUGCAAAAUACCUGGUCAUUUUACUGUGACGUUCCAAAAUUCGUAUAUUGUAUUUAAUUGUAUAAUUGACAGCCCUAGAAAUGGUGGCAUGUACUUGUGAUUUCUUUGGAUUCCUUAAGUCUUACUGUAAAGACAAACAUUUGAAGUAAUUAUGUUUAUUUUGAAUAAAUAUCCCUCUCUGGGGCAGUGAUCUCCCUCCCAA